UAUCUUGAGUUUCCCGGGAGCGGUUCUCCUUUUUAUGAUUGGCUGAAACAUUGACCAAUUAGCGUUGUCAGUGCCGUUGGUGUUUGAAAUUCGAUCAGGCCCACGUUUCGCGCGGGCUGAUUGGCUGGAGCCCGCAACGAUCGCGACCCCGCGGCGGGGAAGGGGCGGUAGACUCGGUGAACCAGGACACGGUCUGGGUCAUGGAUUGGUCGAGGAUAACGGGGGGCGGUGAUGAGCAAUCUCAUUGGUGAAGAAUGGGGAACUUGGCGUGACGUCAUGGUGGAGAGGCGGUCAGGCGCUGCGGCCAUGUUGAAAGCUUGGUGCUGGCGACGGUUGGUGGGUCAGUGACGGACGUUGGUGGGGAAGUUCAUCGAGGUCCGGUCCGGACGGUGGGGGAGCGCCCACUGUGGUCCGGUCCGGACGGUGGGGGAAGCGCCCACUGUGGUCCGGUCCGGACGGUGGGGGAAGCGCCCACUGAGGUCCGGACGGUGCGGGAGCGCCCACUGAGCUGCAGUCCGGCCGCCCUCGCCCCUCCAUCGGGAUUCCUGACCAUGGAGGACGCAGAGAGACGCAGGAAGUUGGAGGCUGCGAGAGCCAAGUUUGCUCACUACCAGCAAAGAAAAGCAAAAGGUGACUGCUCGGAUUCGGCGAAAAAGAAGAAGAGGAAGAGCCAGACUGUCCACCAGGAUGACCUUCCACAGGAAGAGCACUCAUUAGUGGAACAAGAUGGUGGAGUCUUGGAACAUAAGGCAAAUGAUGAACAAUUGAACAAAAAAACAAUAAAGGACAGCUCAGCUGAGGAGGGAGAUAUGAGUAAUAAUACAGACCAUAUCCAAACAGAGCUAGAAGUGUGCCAGCUGAGAGUAAUUGAACUUGAGGAACAAUUGCACCAGAAAGAAAUGACUUUGGAACAACUUAUCACUGAUAUGGAAGAACUGCAGAAACAGCAGGCUACCCAUCACGCGAGUGAGCAGAUGCAACAGGAGUUGGAGAUAGCGGUACAGGAACGGAAUGAUAUAAUUGGCCAGUUGACUGAUAACCUGCAGCAAGCCAUUCAGAACAGAGAUGAGGUACAGCAGGAAGCCUUGGAGUUAACUGAUCAAAUUCAGUCUCUACAGCACCAAUUACAGCAGGCAAGUGAUAUUCUGAAAAAUAAAAGUCCUGGACUUGUGGAGCUGCUUCAGGCUCAGCAACAGAUUUCUCUGUUCCAGCAGAGCCUUAAAGACCAGUGUGAUCGUAUGGAGACACUUGAGCAACGAGCGCACGAUCUGGAGCUUCAACUAGAAUAUUCAGAGCAGAAUGCAAAAGACAAAGAGAACUGUCUUAUUCAGAUAGUUGAGCAGCAGAAAAUUACUGAAAAUACUGUGCAACAAUUAAAUCAAUGGAUAGAAGAGAAAGAGGAAGCCAUCAAGGAGUUAAAGGAAAAGCUGAACAAUAAGGAGAGCACCAUAUCACAGUUGCACCACUCACUGACAAUCUGGCAUCAAGAAGUUGCUGAAUUAAAUAAUGUUGAAUCUGCUAAUAAACAGAGGCAACACCAGUCUCCAGAGGAAAUUGGACUGCAAAUAGACAAUGUAGAAGUCAUGCAAAAACAACUUGGUCAAAAAGAUACUCUGUGGUAUGUGGAGCAACUGAGGGUUGAUCUGGAGGCAAUGCAGAGACAGGAAAUAGCCCAGUUAAAACAGGAGCUGUGUGAACAAACAAAGCAAGAAAUUGAUGAACUAAAUAUUAAACAUAAAGCUGAGCUUGACUUGUUACAAAGUCAGAUUCAAAGCCAUACUGAUAGUGAUCAAAUAAAAAAUUUAAACAAAUUGAUCACUGGCCUCACUGAGAAGCUACAAGAGUCCUGUCUUGAGAAAGAAGGGCUCCAACGAAAAUUAGAAAAUAUGAUGGGUUCCCCACUGGGGAAAUCUGAAAUUUGUGAGAAAGACAGACAUUUGAUGCAAGAUCUGGAAGAACAGAUUAAUAUGUAUAAAUCUGAAAAAGAACAUUUGAAUGCCUGCUUGGCUCAAGAAAAGGAAGUGAAUAGGGAGCUGCGAAUCCAACAUGAACAUGAAAUCACAAAUUAUCGUAUCAAAUUAGAAAUGAUGGAGAGGGAGAAGGAUGAAGUGCUAAGUAGGCUGGCUGAAUCUCAGGAAGUAGAACUUGAGCAGCUUAAAACCAAACUGCUGUUUAGUCAUGAAGCAGAAUUGACCAAACUUCGGGAAGAUCUAGAAAUGCAGUAUACUCUAGAGACAGAAGCACUUAGAAAGGAAAUGGAAGAUCUAAAAACAAGUUUACAUUGCGAAUUGCACAGAAAUGAUAUAUCUGAAAAUUUGGAAGCAAUGGACCAAGAGAAGUUCCUUUUGACGGAGAAAUGUACAGAAUUAACAAAAGAGCUGCAACAAAGAGGUUUGGAACUGGAGAAGAUGCAUAUGGAAGCUAAAAUGUCAGCUGGCCAAACACGGGAAGCUGAACAGAAAUGGAAAUCUGUUUUGGAAGAACUAUCAAGUCUGCGUUUAGAAUUUGAAAAGGAAAGUGCAGAACGAUUACGAUAUGAAGAACAAUUGAAGGGCAUGGUUCAUGAAAGUGAAAGAAGUGACUUGGAGAGGCAGCCUGUGAUAAUUGUAGAGGAAAAAGUGAGAAAAGAGAAAGAAAGUGACUUAGAAAUGUUAAAAGAGAUGGUGAAAGAUUUGAAGCAGGAGAAUCAGUUGUUACUGGCCCAGCUAAGAGAACAGGAGCAGCUAGUCAAAGAAGUUCAAGAGCAAAAACUAGCUGCAGAUUCGGUGACCAGUGAGGUACAGGCCUUGUUUGGUCGUCAACUCGCUGCAUUGCAGAACCAAAGGGAUCAGCUGCAGAAUCAACUUGAUGCCCAAAAAACUAAGAGUCAAACCAUGUCUGAACUCCUGGGGCAGAAAACCAUGCAGGAGGACUCUCUGUGCAGAGAGCUUGAGGAAAUUGAGGCAAAAUUGAAGGAAAGAGAAGAACAUGUGAAGCAACUAACUGAUGAGAAAAUGAAGCUUGAAAGUAAGGUGUCGUCAAAUGCAACUGAUUUCUUAAGGAUUGAAAAAGUACUUGGUCAAAUCAAAGCUGAAAACGAUUGUUUGAAGAAAGAGAAAGGAGAUUUGCUUGACAAAUUUCAAGAUCUAGAGCAGAAAAAGCAUUCUGAGGUUCAAGCUGUGGAUAAUGAUUUGAAAGGAAAGGUUGUUGAACUGCAAAAGUUAAAGGCAGUCAUAGAAGAACAAGAGAUGCUACAUCUUCAGAAAACAUCUGCACUGAAAUUGGAGAUCAGCAAUCAAAAUAAAGCUCUACACGAGCUAGAACAAAGCCAUAAUGAAAAGGUGCACUCUCUCCUGCGGCAACAGGAAGAGAGGCUAAUGAGUGCUGUGGAAGAGGCUCGUAAGGAAGUGACUGUCCAAUAUGAAGAAGAAUUAAGUAAAGUGGAAGAGCUAUACCUGUCCGAUAUUAUGAAUUUGAAAACAGAACAUCAGAAAGAGUUAGAUGAGUUGAAUGCAGAAAUGAAAAAAAAAGUGCUUGACUUGCAACAAAAACAGGAAGGUGAAAGGAGAAAACAAAUUGGGUUAAUUAAACAAGUUCAUGAACGGGAACAUGAUCGAGAGAUGAGUACACUAAUUAAUAAGCAUAAGGAAGAAGUAGAGCAGCAGCGAGCAAAAUUGACUCAAGAACAACAAGCUCUGUUUGAUGAUAUCCGGAUUCGUAUGGACACGGCACAUGAAGCAGAGUUGUGCCAAGCUCGGCUUCAGAUGCAGACAGAACACAGCUUGGAACUGGAAUCUCUUCGCCUAAGCCUAAACAACAUGCAUAGGGCCCAACUUGAGCUUAUACAGUCCAACCUGCAGCGUGAGAAGGAGGAGUCUCUUUCAGAACUGCGAGAAGUGCUGAAUGAUAAACGACGUCAGGAGGUGGCAGUGCUGCAGAAUAGACAACAAUUGGAAUUGGAAUGCAUUAGGGAACAAAACCAGCGGCAAAUGGAACAAUCUCUAAAGAAGCACCAACAGGAAAUGGAGGAUUUAAGGAAUGCUUUGGAAGGAGAAACAAAUCUUCUGAAGGCCAGACUGGUGGCAGAGGAAACAGAGAAACUGCAAAGCAUGGAAAAGAAGUGGGAGGAAGAGUUGAGGCAGCACCUUGAGAACCAGAAGCAGGCCAUGUCCACAGAGCAUCAAACCGAGCUAGCAGAAUGGAUCAGAAAGGUGGAGAAACUGCAGAAUGAACUUGAAGCUAUCCAAAAUGAAGAAGUGGCAUGCCAAAAGUGUGAGAAAAUUGAGUGUCCGAGUUUGGAGUCCCUUUGCCAGAUGAAUUUGGCAAAGCUUCAGGAACAAAUUCAAAAGGAAUAUGAGCAGAAACGGGAGGAGUUAAUGAGAGAGUUUGAUGAAAAAGAGAAGGACCAUCGUGCAGAAAUGGUGAAAUUGCAGGCAACCUAUGAUGAAUUUAAAUUGCGUUCAGAGCAAGAGCUUGAACACCUAUGGUCUCAGCUUGAGAGUACGAAGGCCAGUCGUGAAGAGCUAAGUGAGUUUAAGAAACAUUUGCUGGCUUGUACAUCCCAUGUGGAAGAUGUGGAACUUCUGAAGAAGGAAUUUGCUGAACAGAGGGAGCAAAUACAGAAGCAGCAUGUUUGUGAGCUGGAGCAGUUAAAGAAUUACUUUGACGAGAAACUGAAAGAGAUGAAAGAGAAAAAUGAUGAGGAAGUUGCACAGUUAGAACAACGCCUACAGGAAGACACAAGACUGCCUCUUGGCAUUGAGUCUGACCUGAGUCUAAAUCAGACUGCGGAGCCAAGUUUGUCUUUGCUAUCGUUUUCGGACCUCACAGAGAAGAAUUACUUUCAGCAUAGGAUUCAGAUUGUGGAAGAAUUGGCAGAGAAGUUGGAAAAAUACAAGGAAGAAAUAAAAAUGCUUCAGCUGCAGCUGGAGGAGAAACACAAGCAGGAGAUGGCAGCCUCUUUGAUGCAUCAAGAGACGCUGGAGACGAUUGAAAAAGAACUGACGGAGAGACAUUUGGCAGAGAUUGAGAAGCUGAAGAUAAACCACUGCCAAGAAUUAAAACAGUUACAAGAUCGACUUUCUGAGGAACAUCUCAAAGAGAUUACCAGGUUGCGACUCCAGUGUGCACAACAGACUGCUCGAGAGGUGGAGGUGCAGGUUAAUGAGCGGCUCCAUUAUUUGGAGGAGGAGAAGGCUCAAAAGCUUGCUGUGAUAGAUGCUGAAAGAGAGAGAAUUGCUUGCCUGCAGGAGGAGAUUGAAUGUUUAAAGAGAGAUCAUGCAGCAGCCAUACUGCAGCUCACCCAACAGCAUGAGGAAAGAAUGCUGGAAAUGAUGCAGAAUAAAGCCCAGUUACUAGAAGAGGCCAGCAGAGAGGCAGUUGUGGCUAAAAUGCAGGAAUGUACAUUGGAGAAGGAACAGGAGCUGAAGAUUCUGAGAGAAGAGCUACAAGCCAGCACGGAGAACAAACUAUCAGCCUUGCGUGAGGAGCUCACCAAUGAGUUUGAGGAGGAAAGACUAGCACUGAAACAGGAGUUUGACCGGAAAAGUGCAGAAAUGAAUCAAAUUCAGGAAGAACAGAGUGCGACAAUUUCUAAACUCGAGAUACAGCUCAAGGAAAAAAAGAGCCACUUGCUGCAGCUCCAGGAUAGUUUGGCAAAUGAACAGUUACCAGAGAUAGUGGUGAUUCGUCAGAAAAUCCAAGCGCAGUUUGACACUGAACUUACCAUGGCCAAGUCUCUGAUGGCAGAGGAGCUUGAGAAACUCCACAUUAGUGUACAGGAACAAUCAGCUCAGAAACUCCAGGAGGCACAGAAUAGGUUCAUGGAAGAACACAGGCAGAUGAUGGACAAAUUUAUGCAUGAACAAGAAAUCCUUCUCCAAGAGUUGAAGGUGAGACAUGCAGAAGAGUUGGAAACUCAAAAUCAGCAUCUGAUAGAAAAUCACCAAAAUCAAGUAGAAGAUUUGAAAGCUGAGAUGUGCACCAAGCAUCGAGCUGAAAUGGAAGCUUUGGAGAAUAUGAAGUUGGUUGCUUUGGAAAGCUUAAGACUGAAACACGCAGAAGAGCUGGAAGAUGCUGCAAGUAAAUUUAAAUCUGAGAUUCAGCAAUUGAAAGAAGAUUUGAAAACUUGUCAGGAUGAGUUGGAGAGAUUUAACAGAGAAAGCACUGACAAACGACUUAAGGAAAUUAAUCAGUUGAAAGCUGAACACGAGGCUGAGCUGAUUAACACUCAAGAGAAGGUCCGAAAGGAACUGGCUGCCAUUCAUAUGGAAAAAUUUAAAGCUAUGGCUGCAGAACUGGAGGAAAUUCAUAAGGUAGAUUUGGAGGCAGCUGUGACCAAACACAAAACUUCACUGGAGCAGGAGCAUCAGAAGCGGCUGGAUGUGAUUCGGGAUGAGGUCCUUCACCUUGAAGAACAGCAUAAGCAGGCUCUCAGGGAGCUCCAAGUACUUCAAUGUGCAGAACUGGAGAAGCAGAAAGAGGAAUAUGUACGGAAGCUAGAUGAAGAGCUGGAGAAGAUUAAAAUGCAUAAUCAAAAUGAACAGGUUCAGGCAUGCAACUCGGCACUAAUAGUGCAACAGAGGCUGCAGUCCAACUUUGAAAAAGAGAGAUCACAGCAACUACUGCAGUUCCAGGAAGAGUUUGAACUCCUCAAGAGGCAGUCUGAGUUCUUGCUUACUCAGCAAAUUAAGCAGCUCAAGGAUGAGUUUGAAGUUGAGAAGAACAAUGCGCUCCAGGAAUUGAAGGAGGUCUUCUCUCAGGAGGAAGACAAAGCAAAACAACUGCACCAAGAGGAGAAGAAACAAUUGUCCGCAAAGCUCCAACAGCAGACAGAGCUAACCAAACAACUGCAGAAAGAAAUACAGGACAAGAGCUCGGAGCUGGAUACUCUACUGCAGCGUCGAGAUCGUGAAAAUGAAGAAGGAGGCAAUCUGGUUGCAAUGCUGCGCUCAGACCUUGAACAAGUGACAAAUGAACGGAAAAACUUGGAGCGUUCUCAUGAGCGACUGCUAAGGCUGUUUUCAGAGGUGGUGAGAGUAACAUUUUCCUCAGAAGACAUGAUUAAUAAGCAAAUUGAACGGUGCCUAAUUAGAGGGCAGCCUGGGAAUACGGUGGAUCAAGGAAACAGUCAGAGCCUGGUUGGAACCAGAGGCAGACCUCCAUGGAUGAAAACCAAAGCCUUGCUGGAAAAUGACAAAGGUGAUUUGAACACAAGUCGAGAAAGUGCAAUCACUGAGGACAGCAGCUUAUGGUCAGCACUGACAGAUGAACGAUUGGAGCUUUCUCAGUGGUUGUCAGAAAGUAUGUUCGCUGGGCCUGAUGUUGGGCCUGAAAAUGAGGAGCUGAUACUCAGCACAUGUGGACGUUUGCAAGCUGCUGUGGAAAAAUUGCUGGAGUUGGUCACAAUGUCCACAAGACAAUUGAUGCAAAAUUAUAGAAUCCAUGAACAUGUGGAGGAAGGGGUCACAGCUCAAAGCAUAGACACUGUGGAACUAAUUGGCAAACAGCACCAAAAAUUGAUAGAACAUCUCAAUUGUGAAUCUGAAGCGAAGAAUGAACUGGCAUUGGAGCUCCACAAAGCUGAGGGCCUGAUUGAUGGCUAUGUUGCUGAGAAAGCAGUGCUGGAAGAAGCUUUGCAGAAGAAGGAAGAAUUAGAACAGCACUUGGCUCUACAAGUGGAACUUCUAAGCAAGCAACUUCAUGAACUCAACCAAGAGAACCUUCAACUAUGUGAAGAGCGUGACCUACUACUACGUCAGAAACAAGUCAUGGCUGGCAAUGAUGUAGAACGUGGCCACCAAACUGAACCAAUAAUCAAAAGGGAUUCAGGAUUACUGGAGGAGACAGAGCGUUUGACCAAGGAGAAGCUAGACAUCCAGUGUCAGGCAGACAAGGAUCGUGCUGAUCUUCUAUCAAGGACAAAGAGAAUGGAAGUGGAGUUGGAGGAAGAGACCAACCGCAACAUUGAGCUAGCUGACAAAUGGCACUUGGAGGUUGCUGACUUGCAGCAGCAGAUCCAGGCACUUGAAAAGCAGCUCAAGAAUUAUCGACAGUUUAUGGAUGAGCAAGCUGCCGAGCGUGAACACGAGCGAGAUGAGUUCCAGCAAGAGAUUGAAAAUCUGGAGAAGCAGUUAAAACAAGGAUUAAAAUCACUAGGAGGUGGUGAUUUUACUGUCUCAAAGAACGAUUAUUUGAGCCUUCAGAUGGAAACCAUGGAGGCUCAAAUUCGAUCAAAGGCUGAUGACUAUAGUGAACUGUUGCUAACUAAGGAACGUCUGGAGCGAGAUAUGCAGGAACAAAGUGAAGAAAUAACAAAAUUGGAAGCACAGAUCAAAGAGCUUGAGGAGGCAGCAUUAUUGCAUGCUGAUUCAGAAAAGUGGAUUGAUCAGCUUGAGCAAGAGAUCCAGAAGAUGAGGCGAAGAGAGGAAGAAUUAUCACAGGACAAGGAAUCUCUGCAGCAGCAGCAGUAUACUAAUCUGAUGCAGAUCUCUGCUCUACAGUCAAAACUGGAUGAAGCCAGACAUAGGGUACCUGCUGAAGGACUUUCUGAUCAGGCACUAAAGGAGCAGUUACAGAAUGAACGACAGGCUCUCCAGACUAAGGAAGAUGAGAUCCAAAUCCUUGAGGAACAACUUGAUCAAUUCCGUGAGAAUUUAAUGAAUAAAAACGAUGAGAUGCUCCAAUUAAAUAUGCAGCUGGAAAUCCAAACAAAGCAGUCAGCAAUGGCAAUUAACCAGCUCCACGAGGAGAACAUCCGCGUAAAGGCAAAUGUAGCCACUCUCCAUAUGCGCUUGGGUUUGGAUGCAGGUAAUGGCAGAGUGCCAGGAUUACAGCUGCCUCAUGCUUUGCUGCAGGAGAAGAAUCAGGAAAUCGAUGAGCUAAAGGAACAGAUCUUUAAACUACAGAAGCAAAUGGAAAAUACUAUAGACAACAAGGCACUUGAAGAGAAAAAUAGUGAAAUCGAAGAGCUGAAAACUCAAAUUGAACAACUUAAUGUUGACCAAGGAAGAUUACGUCAGGAAAAAGAAGAGGAGAUUGAGCACCUCAUUGAGGUUAUAGAGAAAUUGCAGCAAGAACUGUCACUAUUGGGUCCAAACCGCCAUGAAGUCAGUGAUUCUCAGGAAGACCUUGACAUUUUCAGCUUGGAAGAAGGGCCUAGACCAAAUGCGGCAUCCUCUAGAGGACUUAACGACAAUCUGCAGCAGGAGCUGGCAUUUAAAGCAGUAGAUAACAGAGGUGCUGGAGACUACAAAGAAGAUCUUUUUGUGCACUCAGCAGAGCUUCGGGAUCAGGUGGAGAUGAUUUCUAAAGAAGCCUCUAUGCAGCUCUUGGAUAAAAAGGAAGUUCAGUUCCAACAGAAGUUAGAAGUUCUGCAAACCAGCCUUCAAAACCUGCAGGAGAUCAAUCACCAGCAGCUUCAGGAACUCCUAUCACUUCGUCUGCAACGCAGUGGCCUUCAGGAGGACAACAGUUUGUUGAAGACCCACAUUUCCCAAAGAGAUGCUGACGUAUCUCUCCUCUCAUCACGUGUCCAAGAAUUGGAAGAUGCUCAGAAUGAAAAGGAGAAGCUUCUGCAAAUGAUUGAGAAACAAAGACAGGAAGAGUUGGAAGAAAUGGGAUUAUUACCAACAAAAAUAGUGGAGCUUGAACAGGAACUGGCAGACAAGACAGCUCUGUUCCAAAAAUGUAAUGAUGAAUUACAGACCUUGCGCUCUGACCUUCUGGAGCGCGAUUGUCUGUUAGAAACAUUGAAACAGAAGGGUGUGAAUCUCCAAGUAGAAGUUGAGCGAUUGCAGGGUGAAUUAGCCAAGCAGGAAGCCCAGAAUGAAGAACUAAAAGACCACUUGAACCAAAUUGAGAAAGAACAACAAUCAGUUGGCACUACCCCCACUACUGCAGAAAUAAAGGAGAAAGAUGAUCUCUUGCAGGAGAAGCUGAGACAGAUGGAAACUGCCUUGCAGCAGAAAGAGAUGCUCAUCACCCAGCUAAAUACCGAACAUGAGAGACUGCAAGCGGAUCUUUCUGUGGUUAAGGAAGAGCUGAACUCCAGUGCAGAGAAAGUUGAGAAGUUGCUGGAGGCUGAACAGGUAAAAGACCACACCAUUGCUGACUUGGAGAUCCAUGCUCGCAACUUGAAAACGCAGGUGAACCAACUGCAGGAGGCCUUAUUACAGCAGGAGGAGGAACUGGCAAAUCGGGCAAAAGAGGUAGAAGACUUGAAUGAGAAAUGUCAGAGGCAGGAACUUCAGUUGCAGCAGCAGUCCAAUGUGGAGACUGAUAGGCCACAAACCACCCGUUCAAUUUGUAAAGAAGCUUCUCAGACUUUUGGUCAAGGUGGACAUCAGCCAUUUGCCUACAAUCACACAAUCAAUGAGAGCUUGCUGAGUUCUCCAGAGAUAAUGAGAAAGUAUGAGGAAAGUCUGGAAUGGAUGAAUGGGCUGCACACAUCCAGGAUUUCUGAGAUUAGUGAGGUCCAUAGUGCAGACGUGGAGUUGAUGCAAAGCAGAUCAUCUGGACUUGAGAAAAACACAGAGAGAGAGAAUCGGAGCAUUCCCUCUGCGAAAGACAGAAGACAAAGGCGUUCUCCAUCCCCAUCUGAUUAUGCAUAUUCGCUGUCUGAAUCCUCUGAUACUGAGAAGGUACAACUAGAAUUGACACUGACAGCAAUGCAGGAAGAUAAGGCUUCAACAGUGUCAGUUCCUGAUUGGAUAAGUGAUAGUUGUGGGAGCUGUACAAGUUUGGAUCUCGGAGCAAAACUAAAUCAGGAGCUUGAAACCACAGAACGUCUGGACAAUAGUUUUGUGGAGUAUCUACAGCGUCGUGGAAUUGCACUGAUAGACGUGGAUAGUCAUGCAAAGGGUGUUGCACUGUCUGCUGAGGAAGUGCCUUCUCCACAGCUACAGGCAUUGCUAAAGCAAGUACAUGAGGAAAGCUGUCGUGUGCUUGCACUAACAGAAAGGCCUUCCUUCUGCCGUGAAUCUCAGCUUGCGUCUGUCUCCAAUAAAACCGUGGAGGAAUGGCAACAAGAGAAGGAGGGACUGCUUGACACAAUUCAGCUGUUGAAAGACCUGCUUUCUAAGGCAUUGAACAAGUUUGAUGAGGAUUCUACAAGCAGAACUGAUUGGCGAAGGGAGUUACUUCUGGCUGUACAGGCUGUCCUCAACCAGGAACAAAAGUCUUUCUUGGAUGAAUUGCAUUCAUACAUGCAGAACCCACCUACAGAAGAGAGCUCUCUGACUGAGAAGCUUGAGCGCAUGCUUAAAGAGCAGGAAAAGCAGCAACAAUCUGCCCUGGAAGACCUCUUAUCCGUGGACAGAAGCAGCUUGUUGUCAGAGGUGCAGGACCUCCGUUCACAGCUCCGAAUUGCACACCUUCAGCACCAAGAAAAAUUGCAGCAGCUGCAGGAUACACUCACCUGUGCUGAAGAGCAAGCCAAGAAGCAGGAGCGGCCACUUCGCAGGCAAGUGGAGUUGCUUGAAUACAAACUUCAGCAAGAACAGAUCAUAGCAAAUGAUCUGCAGAAUUCCCUCAGAGCAGAGCAGGACCGAUCGGCUGACCUCCGCCAACACUUGCAGACUGAACAAACUACAGUGUCAGAGCUGAAGUCGGAUCUGUCUGAGGUCACAGUUGAACUGGAGGCUGCAUUACAGACUCGACAUGAACUGCAGCAAAACCUCCAGAAACUCAGGGGAGAAUUGAAUGCUAAAGAAAAUGAAUUAUUAACUGCAGCGAAGGCAUUUGAUCAGGAACGGCAAAAAGUGCAGCAGUUACAGAACAUGAUGGAGAAGGAGCAGUUUCAUCACAAAGAGCACAAAGAGCAAGAACGGCAGGCUCAUCAGAAACUGCAGAAGGCUCUGGAGGACCAACAUGCACACAACCACCAAUUGUCUGUCGCCUUUGAGGAAGAAAGGGUGGCAAAUAGCAACAGCCGCAAAGAAAUUGAAGCCAAGUUGUUGAACAGUGAAUCGUUGCUAUUGCAGGAGCAUCGGAAGCUGACAGAGACUCAGGAACUACUGAAAAUGGAGAGAAGUCAUUUGACAGAAUUGAGCGAGUCCUUGGAUCGUGAGCGUACUCGGUCAGAACAGUUAUAUCAGCUUGUGAAUACCCAUCGUGAUGAAAGUGCUACUCAGGAACGUGCCUUUAUAAAAGAAUUGCAGAGUCAGCUUGAAGAAGAAAGGAAGAGGACUGUUGAACUAGCAACUAUGAUUGAGAAAACACAACAGCAAGCUAUUUCAGCAAAGCGCAACUUCGAAGAAGAAAUCCAACUAUCCCGGCAGGAAAAUCAAAAAGAACGGGAUGUCAGCUCCAAAUUGAGGUCAAUGCUGGAGUCCAUCCAGACUCAAGUACAGGAGCUCAAUCGUUUGCUGGAGUUUGAAAGGCAGCAUAGCCUUCGGCUGCAGACUGAACGUGAGAAGCUUCAGGCUAAUAUUCUAGCAGCCAAAGAGAAAGAGCGAAAUAAGGAUGAUCAAAGAGAUCGUGAGAGGAGGCAGGAAAGGCAAGAGUUAGCUGACCAUGAGCAAGAACAAGAGAUAUUGAAAGACAGAAUGCAUGAACUGGAGUUACAACACCAACGAGAUCAACAACGAAUUCAAGAAUUGCAACAAAUGCUUGCAGACUUGGAGGAACAGGAGUGCAAACUUGUAUCUCGCAAGCGGCAGCGAGGAGAGCCUGAAAGUAGCCCAGUGAAAUGCAGCUUGAAUACAGCUACCUGCAAUGUAGAAGGCAAUACACUAAAUGUACAACAGCGUCUAGAGAGCACAAGGCAGCAGUUCCUACAGUUGACUGUCCGACUGAAAGAGUUACUUCACAGAACUGAGCAAAGGGGACAGGGUGGCCACAUAAAGACUGAAGAUAUAAGAGAUCUUUUACAGACCCUAAUUGAAUCAAACUGUGAAUCACAACAGUUCCUUUCCAGGGACACAGGUGAGUGA
Pristis pectinata (smalltooth sawfish) is the source of this 12911-nucleotide messenger RNA. It is a transcript of the gene pcnt, whose product is annotated as pericentrin. The transcript is spliced from 49 exons. The record is from RefSeq and is a predicted model, not a curated record. Gene Ontology annotation, molecular function: molecular adaptor activity. Gene Ontology annotation, biological process: signal transduction. Lineage: Eukaryota; Metazoa; Chordata; Chondrichthyes; Rhinopristiformes; Pristidae. The coding region runs from base 552 to 12911 and encodes 4119 amino acids.